Molecule: messenger RNA, 3281 nt
Organism: Carassius auratus (goldfish)
Lineage: Eukaryota; Metazoa; Chordata; Actinopteri; Cypriniformes; Cyprinidae
Gene: oga
Product: O-GlcNAcase
Exons: 16
Coding region: 525-3254 (909 amino acids)
Biological process (GO): glycoprotein metabolic process
Molecular function (GO): beta-N-acetylglucosaminidase activity
Source: RefSeq, a predicted model, not a curated record
GGUUCAAACCGGUUUCGUGAGUCUGCGCAGUAAGUGUAAACAGGAAGAAGAGUGCAAAAUUAAACCGUGUCGACGAACGUUGCGUUACAUUGAUAGGAACGGUUUGAAGUCGCGAUGCAGGUGUAACGUUACAGUAAGCUUAAACGACAUUAAUUUAUGAUUAGCACAUGAUGUAAAGAGACUCGACAAAAGUCACUAGAGAAAACAUCGGGUAACGUCAAUGCUCAUUUGCGAUACUGACAUCGUUGAAACACGGGCCCUAUUCGCUUGCUCGAGAGCGAGCAGACAGUCCAGAUAUAAUACAGAAAGACUUUAAAACUGUAUGUGAAUCACUGUCGUGUUUUAACGAAGAAAUCUGCAGAUAACGUUAGUUCGUGCAGAAAAUCUGCAUCCGACAGAAGUCCGCUCCCUGCCGGUGACUCAAUGACCUACUAACCUAGUAACGGUAGUGUUUCUGCAGAAGAAAACCUCUGGCUGACGACUAGACUGAUUCUUCCAACAUAAAUUGUUAAGCACUAUUCAGAAUGGUUCAGAAAGACAAAAUAAUCGAGUCGACACUGUCAGAAAGUGAAGCCAAUCCAGUGCCAAGCGAAGCUGUCGCGGAUUCGCAGUGUCCCGUGGACGAGCCCAGUGUCGGGGUUGAGCGAACAGGCCGCAGGAAGUUCAUCACUGGGGUGGUGGAGGGCUUCUAUGGACGGCCAUGGACUAUGGAACAAAGGAAAGAGCUUUUCAGGAGGCAGCAGAAAUGGGGUUUGAACACCUAUCUGUAUGCCCCAAAAGAUGACUACAAACACAGAAUGUUUUGGAGAGAAAUGUAUUCUGUUGAGGAAGCAGAACAACUCACAACUUUAAUAAGUGCUGCUAAAGAGCACGGGAUUGAGUUCAUUUAUGCCAUUUCCCCUGGCCUGGACAUUACAUUCUCAAAUCAGAAGGAAGUGUCAACACUCAAAAGGAAGUUAGACCAGGUCUCUCAUUUUGGGUGCAAGUCCUUUGCCUUACUUUUUGAUGACAUUGAUCAUAACAUCUGUCCAGCUGACAAGGAGGUAUUCAGCUCCUUUGCACAUGCUCAAGUGUCUAUCACCAAUGAGAUCUUCCAAUAUUUGGGAGAACCUGAAAUAUUUGUAUUUUGCCCCACAGAGUAUUGUGGAACAUUUUGUUAUCCAAAUGUGUCUCAGUCGCCUUACCUGCGCACAGUAGGAGAAAAGCUGCUUCCUGGUAUUGAGGUGCUGUGGACAGGUCCCAAGGUAGUUUCUAAAGACAUUACUGUUGAAUCUAUUGAAGAAGUCACAAAGAUACUGAGGAGAGCUCCUGUCAUCUGGGACAAUAUUCAUGCUAAUGACUACGAUCAGAAGAGACUUUUUUUGGGGCCUUAUAAAGGCAGGUCCACAGAACUCAUCCCUCGGCUGAAGGGAGUUCUCACCAACCCCAACUGUGAAUUUGAGUCUAAUUUUGUGGCCAUUCACACGUUAGCCACGUGGUACAAGUCUAACAUGAAUGGAGUGAGAAAAGAUGUUGUCAUGACGGACAGUGAAGACAGCACCGUGUCCAUCCAGAUAAAGUUGGAAAACGAAGGCAGUGAUGAGGAGUUAGAAACAGACAUCCUCUACAGCCCACAGAUCGCACUCAAGCUGGCUCUCACUGAAUGGCUCAGCGAGUUUGGAGUGCCUCAUCAGUACAACAGUCGGCAGGUUCCUCACAGUGGAACUAAAAGCACUUCUAUAGAUGUUCCUGCACUCACUGUGCCCAGUCUAGGCAAUUCCACAUCAGUGACUACAGUCUUCCAACAGCCCAUCAUGAGUCCAACCUUGCCCCUUAGCGAUGAACUGCAUGUGCUUGGCAAAGAAGAGGAGGUGGAGGUGGAGAAGAAGGAGUCUGACGAAGAACCCAUGGAGAUGGUCGUGGAGAAACACGACGAGGUGGAAGACACUAAAAAUGUCAACCAGAUCCUCACAGAGAUUGUCAAGGCUAAAAUGACAGAAGAUCUCAGACCCAUGGACACAGACAAAGAGAGCCUGACAGAGUCCAAGUCCCCUGAGAUGUCCAUUCAAGAGGAUUCAGGCAGCGACAUUGCACCAAUGCAGACUGAUGAUCAGCUCAACAAGGAAGUGUUUGUUCCAGGCCCCAACGAGAAGCCAAUGUUAACUACUGAGCCACUUACUCUGGAGGAUCUGACCCUGCUAGCUGAACUCUUCUACCUGCCAUACGAACACGGUCCCAAAGCAGUACAGAUGCUGAAAGAAUUUAACUGGUUGAGAGCAAAUAGCAAUUAUGUUAGUGUAAACUCCAAAGCAAAGGAUCCAGAGAAGGUAGCUGAAUGGCAAUCUAGAGCGGAAACAUUUGAGGAGAUGUGCUGCUCCGUCAUCCAGAUGUUCACCAGACUCUCCAACUCAGCCAACAGGACCAUUCUUUACGACCUGUAUCCCUAUAUCUGGGAUAUAAAGAGUAUCGUCUCAAUGGUGAAAUCAUUUGUUCAGUGGUUAGGGUGUCGUAGUCAGUCGUCAGCACAGUUCUUAAGUGGCGACCAAGAGCCCUGGGCCUUUAGGGGCGGUCUAGCAGGAGAGUUCCAGAGACUGUUGCCAAUUGAUGGGGCAAAUGAUCUUUUCUACCAGCCACCACCACCAAUGCCAACUUCAAAAAUCUAUUCCAUAAGGCCUUACUUUCCCAAAGAUGAGUCUGCUGUCUACAAGAUCUGCAAAGAGAUGUUCACUGAGGGCUGUGACGGCAUCUCUUUCUCAGAUGAGUCACCAGACCUUAUUGGAGACAGGUUAGUAGGAGGUUUCCUGACGCUCAGCCCAGACUAUGGGUUUGUGCUUGAGGAUGAGGAAGGUAUCUGUGGCUAUGCUCUGGGCACUGUGGAUGUCAAACCUUUUGUGAAGAAAUGCAAGAUGAGUUGGAUUCCAUUCAUGCAGGAGAAAUACAACAAACCAGACACAGAGAAGGACCUGUCAGAAGCUGAGAAAAUGAUGCUAAGUUUCCAUGAGGAGGAGGAAGGCUUACCAGAAUCAUUCCUCAGUAACUUCCCAUCACUCAUUAAAGUGGACAUUCACGCAAAGGUUACUGACCCCAGUGUUGCCAAAAGCAUGAUGGGAUGUCUCCUCUCAUCAUUGAAAGCCAAUGGUUCACAUGGUGCUUUCUGUGAGGUCCGCCAGAUGGACAAACGGAUGUUGGACUUUUAUAGCAAACUGGGCUGCUUUGAAGUGGCCAAAAUGGAGGGAUUCCCAAAAAAUGUUAUAAUAAUGGGGAGGAGUUUGUGAAUCUGAGCUGCUGGAAAAAAAAAAGAA